This is a messenger RNA of Hypanus sabinus (Atlantic stingray), 2858 nucleotides long. RefSeq names its product Rho family GTPase 2 (gene rnd2). NCBI's taxonomy places the organism in Eukaryota, Metazoa, Chordata, Chondrichthyes, Myliobatiformes, Dasyatidae. Gene Ontology annotation, biological process: small GTPase-mediated signal transduction. Gene Ontology annotation, molecular function: GTP binding; GTPase activity. The transcript has 5 exons. The coding region runs from base 136 to 819 and encodes 227 amino acids. The record is from RefSeq and is a predicted model, not a curated record.
GGCAAGUCAGUCAGGUUGAAGCAGGGAGAUAAAGGGGACCAAGGCAAAGGAAGCUCCUCUACCGCAGUCUGGACUCGGCUGGCUAGCUAUUUGUUAAUGAAAGGAGGCUCCGGCCACCAGGGCCAGAAUUAAGCCAUGGAAAGUCAGAUCGCUCGUUGCAAAAUUGUUGUGGUUGGUGAUGCACAGUGUGGAAAAACUACUUUAUUGCACGUUUUUGCCAAGGAUUGUUAUCCAGAGAACUAUGUCCCCACUGUGUUUGAGAACUAUACGGCCAGUUUUGAAAUAGACAAGCAAAGGAUCGAACUAAAUAUGUGGGACACUUCAGGAUCAGCAUAUUAUGACAAUGUUCGUCCGCUGGCCUAUCCUGACUCGGAUGCAGUGCUAAUCUGUUUUGACAUCAGUCGUCCAGAGACUCUAGACAGUGUUUUAAAGAAGUGGCAAAGUGAGACACAAGAGUUCUGUCCCAGUGCCAAAGUGUUGGUGGUUGGGUGUAAGAUCGACAUGAGGACAGAUCUGAACGUCCUGAGGGAACUGUCAAAGCAGAGGCUUAUUCCAGUUACACAUGAACAGGGCAGUACAGUGGCUCGGCAGAUAGGAGCAACGGCCUAUGUGGAAUGUUCAUCUAAAGCUUCUGAGAACAGUGUCCGUGAUGUAUUUCAUGUUACGACCCUGGCGUCUGUAAAUAAGAUGCAAAAAAAUCUGAAACGCAGUAAUUCCAAGCGGGGAUUAAAGAGGGUAUCGCAAAUGCCGCCAAGGACAGAUUUACUGGGUGACGCGGAGAUCAGAAAGGACCGUGCUAAAAGCUGCUCAGUAAUGUGAAGAACGGACUCAAAAUUAUUUGUAUUUAUUCUGCAUUCUGUACAGUAACUGGCACAGGAGCAACAGGACUGUUGCCAAAUCCAAGGUCGGUAUCCAAGGCUUUUCCUGGAGCCUCGGCCUCAAAACUGGCGAUUUCUGAAUCCAGAGAGCUGUUGCUUAUUUAUGAGGCUUGCAGAGUGACUGUUGCUGUGUUGGCUUCUUGUGGAAAGGAACUAAUGAAGAGGAAGAUUAACCAAGUGUUUGAAUGUUUGUGAAGCUGUGUUGCUAAGGGAGAUAUGGGCUGUUUGUAUUGAGAACUGAAUUUCUUCAGGGACUGUAGGAAAGAUUGAUGGCAGUGAUAGUUUUUGUGUUGUGAAGUAAAAAUGUAUGACAGUCACUUUGGAAUAUUGCCUUUUAAAACAAACUCUAUAUAGGACUCUAGCAAAUGCACACCAAAUAUAAUAUACCCAUUUUUCAUUACUUUCAGAAUUUUACCAUUACAUCAGUGUUUGCACUAAAUUUUAAUAGACUCUGAUAGGGAAUGUUGUACACAUUUGGAAUUAUGGAUUGAGGCUUUGCAUUCCUAUCAUCAUAGAGAAGUUAGCUUAAAAAGAAAACUAAAAUUCCCUCUUGUCAAAUUGUGCCUUCAUCACCUGGUAUUAGAGGGUUGCUGCUGAUGCUGUGACACAACUACCCAGAACUACAGAGAAAUGACACAGUGCUGGGGGUUUCUAGUGUUCCUUGUGUGAAGCAGAAAAGCUCUCACUUAGAAAAUUAAAGUACAUAAUAGGAAUUCAUCCUUGGUUGUGUGAAAGGAUACUGUAAUAGCAUGACUGUAUUUAAAUUACUUCUAAAAUUCAAUUCCAUUGACUUUAAAGGAAUAGAAUUUUGGAGUCAGUGUCCAACAUACACGUGUUACUUCACAGUUUACAAAAUGAGUAAUUUAGGACAUACAACAAAGGGUGGUUUUCAACUCCAUAUAAAAAUGUUUAAUGUGCAUAAGCACUCUUUCCAAAUGGGAAAAGACCAGAACAGAUUUUCUGUGGUUGAGUGUGUCACCAAAAUCAUUACUCGUUCGGCUGAGGAGUCAAUUAUCGCGUUUCGCAGUGUCCUUUCUCAAUGUAUUCAUGCUCUAUGCUACAGUUGAAAUAGUCUUCAAUACUCUGUAUGGAUUCCUAUCAGUAUCCAGCAUUUGUGAAUGGCCUUUUUGAAGACAAUUCUGGAUGUGCCCAGUUCUUUCUUUGUCAGAAUAGUUAAUGAGCAAUUCCUAGUUAGAUUCGCAUCAUUUUUAUAACUUGCUUUAAGGUGCUUUGGUACUUCAACAGCCAAUGGAGAAAAAAUCAAAGUUGACCUUGUAGGUAACCUAACCUGUGACAGUUAAUUCUAGGUUUGGUCCACAGGGAUAAAGUUGUGUGAUCAUUUUAUGAUGUACUUGAGCUGAGUAUUGAACCACCUUGUCAUUCUCCUAGGGGAAAUGUAGAGUCUUUCUAUAGAAAGUGUAGAUGGAAAUCGAUUAUUUGUGUGUUUCCCUUCCCAUGCUUCCAUAUUCACUCCAUCCUUUUCCUUCUGCAAACUUAAUAUGUUCCUCUUUUUUCCCCAUCUCAUUGGCUUUUCCAUUCAGUGGUUCUCCUCCACUAUUCCUGCCUCUCCAGUAUGGUAACACUCUCCUUACUUCUACUUAUUGCUCAUCCCUCUCUCUUGCCCUCUCUUCCGCUCUCCUCCGCUCAUUUUCUAGACACUUCCUGAUCUGCAGAAUGUUCCUAGAUCUCAUUUUUUAAAUUUCAGGUUUCCAACAUCUGCGGUAUUUUAAGAGUUCUGAUAGUGGACUGAAAUAGACAGCGUUCUUUCAGUUUAUACUAUAUUGCAUUAGUAUUUUCCAUUUUACAAAGAACUUGUUAUCUUAUCAAUUACAUGAUUUUGGUCAUAAUCCAGAGAAGCAUUAACCAAGGAAUUGUUGCAAUGCAAUAGCAGGCUUUGUUACAAGAAUGUGGCUUUACAUAAACUCAUAUUCAUACAUCUUCAAUAAAAUAACAAUUGAGAAUUUUCAGCAUUUUCUGUCU